UGGAACACUGCAGGAUUAUCCUCUGCAUGAGCUCCAGACGCACUCCACAACCAAGACCGUGUUAAAAACAAGUGCUGAACUAAAACCUUAGAGGCCAGUAAUAUCACAGGCCAGACCUGUGUAAUGAUAUCUGGAUUAUUUUACUCUUAGAAGGUCCUACCAUUGUUUGUGAAUGGGUUCACCGGUGUGCUUGAGGAAGUCCACUUUUCUGCAGACGUCUUCAGUCUUGCUUCGCAUCACCCAGCACCAUGUCUGGCUCCUAUGAUGAAUCCGCUGUCUCUGAUGAGGCCAUGGACAGCUUUUGGGAGGUGGGAAAUUAUAAGCGUGCUGUCAAGAGAAUUGACGACGGCCAUCGACUCUGCAAUGAUCUAAUGAGCUGCCUUCAGGAACGUGCCAAGCUCGAGAAGUCCUACAGCCAGCAGCUCACUGAAUGGUCCAAGAGGUGGAGGCAGCUGAUCGAGAAAGGGCCUCAGUACGGCUCUGUGGAGCGGGCCUGGUUAGCCAUGAUGACUGAGGCCGAUAAGGUGAGUGAACUUCAUCAGGAGGUAAAGAACGGUCUGAUGAACGAGGACAUCGAGAAGGUGAAGAACUGGCAGAAAGACUCGUACCACAGACAGAUAAUUGGUGGCUUCAAGGAAACCAAAGAGGCAGAGGAGGGCUUCAAGAAAGCCCAGAAACCCUGGGCGAAGAAACUCAAAGAGAUGGAAACGGCAAAGAAGACCUAUCACAUGGCAUGUAAAGAGGAGAAACUGGCUGCAGCCCGUGAGGCAGAUGCAUCCGCGACUCCUGACCAGCAGAAGAAACUCCACGAGAAGACAGAGAAAUGCAAACAGGAUGUGCAGAAGGCGAAGGAGAAGUACGAGAAGUCUCUGGACGAGUUGUCGAAGUGCACACCGCAGUACAUGGAGUCCAUGGACCUGGUGUUUGACCAGUGCCAGCAGCACGAGGUCAAACGACUGACCUUCCUCAAAGAGGUUCUCCUGGACAUCAAACGACACCUAAACCUCACAGAGAACCAAAACUAUGCAUCAGUGUACCGUGAGUUUGAACGCACCAUUCUGGCUGCCAACACACAGGAGGAUCUGAAGUGGUUCAGUAAUAAUCACGGUCCUGGCAUGCAUAUGAACUGGCCCCAGUUUGAGGAAUAUAAUCCAGAUGCCACCAAUGCUGUUGCCAAGAGAGAAAGGAAGAAGCCAGAUGGAGUCGCUCCUGCUACUCCAAGCACAGAGCAUGCAGGUCAACCAGGAGACCGUGGCAGUGUGAGCAGCUAUGAAAAGAACCAGGCGUACUCCACAGAAUGGUCAGAUGACGAGCAGCCCGCGGGGUACUCGGGGAAUGAGACGAAUGGUGGUGCGAACUCUUUCGAGGAUGACUCGGGCAGCAGAGGAGGAGUGCGGGUGCGAGCGCUCUAUGACUAUGAAGGGCAAGAGCAGGAUGAGCUAAGUUUCAAAGCAGGGGAUGAAUUAACAAAGAUUGAAGAGGAAGAUGACCAGGGAUGGUGCAGAGGCCGUCUGGACAGUGGCCGGACAGGCUUAUACCCAGCCAAUUACGUUGAGGAAAUCUGAUCACCUGACUGGAGGACAACACUCCUUUGGAGGCAGCUCUUAUUGUCCGAUAUAACCACAUGGCAAAAAUGCCAGAGACUUAAUAUGAACGACUUUCCCUGAAGAUGUGCAAUGCAGUCUUGUUUAAAAUCGAAAUAAUCUUAGUAAAGAUAGCCACACUGUAUAUAUUGAUCUGGGAGGCGGGGAAGAGCUUGCUCACUACUAAUAUCUAUUUGCAAAUAUUUAAAAAGCAUAUACAUGGGUGCAAACAAGCAGAUAUGAACAAAUAAAUGACCCAUCAGUUAUGCAAGUGCAGGCUACACAUUAUUGGUGCAGAUUACAUGUUAUUUGAAAUCAUAUUACAGACAUUAGCGUAAAAUCCAACUGAACAGAUAUUCGCGUGGCUACUCUGCUGUAUUUUAGUCCAAAGUUCAUCUAACAGAGUCAGUGUGCAAUUAUGGGGUACUUGUCCAGUGUCACGUGUUAAACAGAAAAUGAUUCACAACGGGCUGUUGGGCUUUCCUCUUUCUCACCAUCAGUCCAUGCCUGGUUGCGCUGAUUAUUAUAUUAGGUAUCGUUCUCUUGAUGUCUGUGUCUGUAUGCAUAGCAGCAUGCGCUAUGGAGCAUGUAGCCGUUGUUUCCUCAGGCCAUCUGUACUGUAUGCAGUUCCCACAGUGACCACAGAGGGCAGCAGCCUCAUGUCAACCUGGGAAAUCUCAGGCUAUGUUCAGAACAAAAUACUAUAUUAACAGUAGUAUUAAUACUGCAUACUAUUUUUAAAGAUAGUAUGUGAUACAGUAUGCAUUAUGUGUGUAUGCGGUAUACCUUAGUCAGGGUGGUGCCAUAUUUAAUUUGAGUUUUGAAUUUUGAAACUAUGAGGGACUGAAGUGCAGUGUGUUCAGUGGAUUGUACUGCUUCUGCAGCUGAGGAAACAUCUUUAUGAAAACAAUUGUUUUGAAAGUUGUGAUUUGUCGAAAAAACACAUGAUCUAGGACUUUUACACAGUGUGUGCCAUUGUUAAGACUGUAAAUCUCUCCCUCACAGCCUCGUUUUCAUCCGUGUUAAAUUCAACAUGGCUUCUAACCAGACUAAGAGCUAUUAUUGCAUGUAAGUGGCAUCCAGAUAUCAUCACACAAUACAAUUGUCUUGAAAUUUAAUUUAAAAUUGUGCAAAAAUGUCUCAUUAUUGGAUGACACCAAAAUGUUUUGUUUUUUUUAAACAAGAAUUAUUUUUAUUCGUCACACAUCGCAUCAUGGGAUCUAUACUAUGUUUUAAAUAAACAAAAUCAUCUGGGUAUUCCAUGCACUGUACCCAGUAUGCAUACUAAAAACUAAAAAAGUAUGUAAGCAUGAUGUUCUGAACAUAGCCACAGCUGUCCAACUGGCUGAUCAUUGCACAGUGUCAUCUCAUGUUUGUCAAAGUCAUGUGUUGUUCUUAGUUUCUCCAAGAAGGUCUUGUAUAAGCAUUGUCUCUAUUUGGCAUCCCUUCAUGGUCACCUCUUGAUACCAAAUCAAGGUUUUUUAGGUGGACAUGAAUGUUUCCUCUGCAUGAUUUGGGCUACUUAUGCACAGCAGAUUGAACAGACAAAAAUCCGUGAGUGAAUUUCACACCUGAUAAACCACAUGCAUCAUAAGUUCAGAAGUUAGUGGUAUUAAGAUUCCCUGUAGUUUCAUGGCUUAACUAACACGCUCUGAUUUUGCAUCAAGACUAUUGUUUAAAACAUGUAAUAAAAUCUUUUCAAUUCUGAAAUGCUAACUAAAAUAAAAGUUGAAGCAUGGUGCCAAACUAUGAUUUGCAGGCAAUAUACAGUACAGUGGGCCAGAAAGUAUUUGGACACUUAAAGGGAUAGUUCACCCAAUAAUGAAAAAUCUGUCAUCAUUUACUCUAUUAACUAUUAGUUGUUCCAAACCUAUAUGCGUUUCUUUCUUCUGUUGAAUGCAAAAAAAGAUAUUUUAAAGAAUGUUGGUAACCAAACAGUAGUAGUUAUUGACUUCCAUGAAAUUCAGUGGUUACUGUUGGUCUUCAAAAUAUAUUCUUUAGCGCUCAACUGAAGAAAAAUCAAUACAGAUUUGGAACAACUUGGAGUAAAUGAUGACAAUUUUUUUUUUUUUAAUUGAACUAUCGCUCUUAACCACUCAUUGCAUUGCAUUGGAUUACAAAAUAUCACACCACUUAUUGUAUUUGACAGAAAGAUAGCACAAGCACAAAACAACAACAA
Molecule: messenger RNA, 3762 nt
Organism: Cyprinus carpio (common carp)
Lineage: Eukaryota; Metazoa; Chordata; Actinopteri; Cypriniformes; Cyprinidae
Gene: pacsin1a
Product: protein kinase C and casein kinase substrate in neurons 1a
Biological process (GO): plasma membrane tubulation; neuron projection morphogenesis; positive regulation of dendrite development
Cellular component (GO): plasma membrane; cytoplasm; endosome
Molecular function (GO): phospholipid binding; protein binding
Source: RefSeq, a predicted model, not a curated record